AUGUCGGACACUUUUGCCACCGCUCAACCCACCCCCGCCGUCUCCUCGGUGAACUUGCCCGCCACUCCUGCGGCUCAAGCCCCCUCGCCCGGCCCUGAGGACGCUGCUGCGAGUCCCGCCGACGCCGCAGCCGCCACCGCACUCUCUGAGACGGAGACCAAGAAGCCCGUUAUCCGAAAUAACGACCACCUCCCUAAACUCGCCAUUGAGUUCAAGGCUCCCGAGCCUGUCGUCAAGCGUGGCCGCAGCGUCUUCUUCGCCGGCUCCAUCGAGAUGGGCGCCGCCAUCGACUGGCAGGCCGACCUCGCGAAGCGCGUCGCCCACCUCCCCUGCACCAUCCUCAAUCCCCGCCGCUUGGACUGGAACAACGACUGGGAGCAGCGCGACCGCGACCCGCAGUUCCGCGAGCAGGUCGAGUGGGAGCUCGACGGGCUCAACACCGUCGACGUCAUCUCGAUGUACUUCGCCCUGAACACCAAGUCGCCGAUCUCGCUGCUCGAGCUCGGGCUGUACGCGGCGAGCGGGCGGAUGGUGGUGGCGUGUCCGGACGGGUUCUACAGGAGAGGCAACGUGGAAGUGGUGUGCAGGCGGUUUGGGAUCCUGCUGCUCGACACUUUUGACCAGCUCGCGGACGAGGUCGUGCGUCGGCUGCAGGAGGAUCCGAUCAUGUAG
This is a messenger RNA of Epithele typhae, 672 nucleotides long. RefSeq lists its product as uncharacterized. The record is from RefSeq and is a predicted model, not a curated record. The coding region runs from base 1 to 672 and encodes 223 amino acids. NCBI's taxonomy places the organism in Eukaryota, Fungi, Basidiomycota, Agaricomycetes, Polyporales, Epitheliaceae. The transcript has a single exon.